GGCAUACCUAGUAGUACCAAACGCCAUUUCAAAUAUUUAAGAGCGUGUAUCCUUAUGCGAUAUUUUUCUAAAAAAUGUGAUGCACAAAUACCACAUUCUUUAAGAGGUACUGAAUUACGUAAACAUAUUGCUACAACAUGCAUUACGUUAAAUUUAUCUGACAAUGAAGUGGAUGAUUUGGCGAACUUUAUGGGGCAUCACGAGAAAAUUCAUAAACGCCAUUAUCGACAGUCAAUAGCAGCUGUAGAGAUAGUUCGUAUGACGAAAUUUCUUGAAGCAGCAUUAGGUGAAAAUGAGCAACAGCAAUCUAAUAAUAGUGAUUCAGAAGAGGAAGAGAUGCAAGAAACAAACAAAGAUACUUCGAGUGCAGAAUCGGAAAACGAUGCCGAAACAUGUAUGAUAAGUUCACCAUCUCCAUUUGGUAUAACAAAACGAAGACGUUGGACGGAAGAAGAACGUAAUACAAUAUUGAAAGAAUUUCAAAAAGAAAUUACCACUUCACAGCUGCCAUCUAACAAAAAAAUUUCCUGUGUAAAAGAAAAAAAUAAGUGCUUAUUUAAUCGAUCCGUUGCUCAAAUUAAAACGUGGAUCCAUAACUAUAUAUCUGGCAAAAUUAAGCGUCAUUAAAUGAAUAAAUAUUUUUUCAGAAAAUAUUUAUUUAGUCAA
This is a messenger RNA of Nylanderia fulva, 666 nucleotides long. The record is from RefSeq and is a predicted model, not a curated record. NCBI's taxonomy places the organism in Eukaryota, Metazoa, Arthropoda, Insecta, Hymenoptera, Formicidae.